UCGACACGUUCAAAGCUAACCAGCGCUACGCUGAAAGGUUUCAUUUCCAGGUAAAACCUAAACCGCCACCACUGUUGCUAAAACCAGAGGAGGUUCUUCUCGUCUCGGUUAGAGAUAUUGAAAAGGAAUUAAAAGUAGCAUAUCAAAUUGAGCUCUUGUUUCGAUCAAUUGAAGGUGGCUUGACAGGGCUAUGACGCAGUUUUAAGUGAUGGAUAGUUAGUAAGCAUAGCUGCUGGUUUCAUCUCAUGAAACUCUUUUAAUAAGACUAUCAGGUAACUGAGGAUGGAAGCACAAAAAAGUAAAAAACAGUCUUCACCUGCUGCUGCAACCCCACCCAUGGCUUCAUGUCGAAAGAAGAAGAAUGAGGAAGCCACAUUCUUGGAGGAUUUCAAGGAGCACAUUGAUGAGUUCGUGCAUGCAUCUAUGGAUGAACACAAAACUUGCUUCAAGAAGACCAUACAGAAGAUGUUUGGAAUGUCAAAGAUUGUUGCAGAAAGGAGUUCAGAAGCAAAGGGAGUUGAAAGCUCUCUGCCCCUCCAAACAACGUUGUCAGACUAGAAUGUCUCCCCCUCUUUGGUGACAGCUUUAUAUCUAGUUGGCAAGAUCCAUUUCAUUUUUCAUAUGAAAACUUAUUUUUAAUAAGAUUAUAGGUCUACCACA
Messenger RNA from Corylus avellana, 660 nucleotides. The record is from RefSeq and is a predicted model, not a curated record. NCBI's taxonomy places the organism in Eukaryota, Viridiplantae, Streptophyta, Magnoliopsida, Fagales, Betulaceae.